Molecule: messenger RNA, 1539 nt
Organism: Trypanosoma rangeli
Lineage: Eukaryota; Euglenozoa; Kinetoplastea; Trypanosomatida; Trypanosomatidae
Product: inosine-5'-monophosphate dehydrogenase
Exons: 1
Coding region: 1-1539 (512 amino acids)
Biological process (GO): GTP biosynthetic process
Cellular component (GO): cytoplasm
Molecular function (GO): IMP dehydrogenase activity
Source: RefSeq, a predicted model, not a curated record
AUGUCGAAUAUUGAGCUUCGCACAAAAACAAUCCGGGACGGUGUAACGGCCGAGGAGUUGUUUCAGGGUGAUGGCCUUACCUACAACGACGUCAUUAUCCUUCCGGGCUUCAUUGACUUUGGCGCGUCAGAGGUGCAAGUUUCAGGGCAAUUUACAAAAAAAAUUCGGUUGCAUAUCCCCAUCGUUGCGUCUCCGAUGGACACUGUAACGGAGAGUGAGAUGGCCCGCACAAUGGCGUUGAUGGGGGGCAUCGGAGUGCUUCAUAACAACUGCACUGUUCAAAGCCAAGUGCAGAUGGUGCGAAGCGUCAAGUUAUUUCGUAAUGGUUUUAUCAUGAAGCCCAAGUCUGUGGCCCCGGAUACGCCUAUCUCUGUCAUUCAGGAGAUAAACAGCGAAAAAGGAAUCAGUGGCAUCCUAGUGACGGAGGAUGGCCGGCACGACGGCAAGCUGCUUGGUAUUGUCUGUUCAAAGGACAUUGAUUUUGUGAAAGAUGUGUCGUUGCCGGUGUCGCAAUUCAUGACAAGGCGCGAAAACAUGACUGUGGAACGGCACCCCAUUCAAUUAGAGGAAGCGAUGGAUGUGCUAAACCGCAGCCGACACGGUUAUUUGCCAGUCCUGAAUGACAAGGGGGAAGUAAUGUGCCUUUGUUCUCGUCGUGAUGCGGUGCGUGCACGCGCCUUCCCGAACAGCAGCCUUGAUCGUAAUGGACAUCUUCUGUGUGCUGCUGCAACCUCCACGAGAGAAGAGGAUAAGGCACGUGUAAAGGCUCUUUCUGGUGCUGGCGUAGACGUUCUCGUGUUGGACAGCUCGCAAGGCAACACUGCCUAUCAGAUAUCAUUUAUAAAGUGGGUGAAGAAGACAUUUCCCCAUUUGGAAGUUGUCGCGGGUAAUGUCGUGACACAAGACCAGGCUAAGAAUCUUAUUGAUGCUGGUGCUGAUGCUAUUCGCAUUGGUAUGGGAAGUGGCAGCAUUUGCAUCACACAAGAAGUUCUUGCAUGUGGUCGUCCACAGGCUACGGCAGUAUAUAAGGUAUCUCACUAUGCUGCAUCACGUGGUGUGCCAUGUAUGGCAGAUGGUGGCCUGCGAAAUGUUGGUGACAUUUGCAAGUCUCUUGCUCUUGGUGCAAGCACCGCCAUGCUGGGCUCCAUGUUGGCCGGUACCUCCGAGACACCGGGAAGAUACUUCUUUAAGGACGGUCUUCGUCUCAAGACUUACCGUGGUAUGGGAAGCCUUGAGGCUAUGUCGCAAGGGAAGGAGUCUGGGAAACGUUAUCUCUCAGAGAAGGAGAGUGUGCAGGUGGCACAAGGCGUUUCUGGUACAGUACUUGACAAGGGCUCUGUGACGAAGCUACUCGCGUACAUCCACAAGGGGCUGCAGCAGUCUGCACAAGACAUUGGUGAAAUCAGCUUUGACGCCGUGCGAAGGAAGAUGUAUGAGGGACAGGUUUUAUUUAACCGUCGCAGUCCCAUUGCCCAGAUGGAAGGUGAAGUUCAUUCGUUACACUCGUACGAGAAGAAGUUAUUUACUUCAAAGCUGUAG